Magallana angulata is the source of this 1904-nucleotide messenger RNA. Its product is annotated as proton channel OtopLc-like. The transcript is spliced from 2 exons. The record is from RefSeq and is a predicted model, not a curated record. Gene Ontology annotation, cellular component: membrane. Gene Ontology annotation, molecular function: proton channel activity. Lineage: Eukaryota; Metazoa; Mollusca; Bivalvia; Ostreida; Ostreidae. Gene Ontology annotation, biological process: proton transmembrane transport. Bases 74 to 1687 code for a protein of 537 amino acids.
CUUUAAAGACAAUCGUACAACAGAGCGAAGCAAGAACCAAGAUUAAAAAGAUAGAAGAUUUGAGUUUCUACCAAUGGCAAACCUAGACGAUCUAAGGGACAUAAUGAGUUCGGAAAGGAUACCCGAGAAUAGUCAGCAACGGAAAAGAAUUUUUUCAGGUGUAGUUUCGGCGUGCGCCUGUUCUAUUUGCCUGGUUAUUAUCAUAGUGUUUUCAACCGUUCAAGAGUAUGCCGGUCAUAGUCCCGUAGUCUGGGGAUUAGAGGCCAUUUUAACAACCAUUGGUGGGGUGUUUACAUACAUUAUCUGGAUAGUUGUACAUAAAAAUGGAGAUCAGUUCCUGGAAAAAAACGCAGAAGAUGUCACAAUUCGGAUGAAAUUAUGCUUUCUCUGGAUCUUUGGAAUCAUUAAUAUUCUACAUUGUGCAGUCGAUAUGGCAAUAAAUUUUGAGUGCAUAGACGAGCAAGGCAAAGAACAAUUUCAAGGAGAUUACGUAGUCAGUAUUGUUACGCAUACAUUUGAGAUAAUCUUUCUAACAGGACAACUCGGCUUCAUAAGUUCUUACUCUGCAUAUCGAUUAACGUCUUCUACUCUUGUAAAUUACGGAAUUUCGACCAUAAUUUUAACCCAUGCGAUACGGUGGUUUCGAACACUUUUUAGGUCACUCUUAAGCAAUGACUUAAUAUAUUUGACAAACGAUUCAAAAAUCUUCCUAAACGAUUGUUUUUGGACUUCAGAUUUAACUAGUUUUCGAAAAUCAGUCGACGUAUACGUCAACCCGACCUUGACAGAGUACAGUCUUCUUGCUGUUUCAUUGAUGCUGCGAAUGUGGAUAUCGCUUGAGAAAAAGGAUAGUCAACCGUCUUUUGUUCCUUCUCUAGAUGACGAAAGAACCCCCUUGCUUUGUGAUAGUUCUCCCAAAGUAAGCAAUCAUGUGAAUAUACAUAAAAGGAUCAUCCGAAUGCUUAGCUUAAGAUCCGCUGUUCGGAGUUCCUCAGUAUAUAUCUGCGUCUUAGUUGCCAUCGUAUUAUGUCUGCCAAUUUUAACCACUGUAAUAAUGUCAUCGGCAAUGGAAAACCAAAGUUACCAUUACAAGCUCUCAUCUGGGAUCAUUCAAUGUAUGUUUAAACUUGAACUUUUUAUUGUCAUUAUGUUGGCUUUCUUUCUAUGUAAUAAACAAUAUAGGGAAGCUAGUAAUAGUAUAGAUAGAAUCAAUAGCAGUAGGCUUAUUCUGAUCUUCUGUACUGCAGGAGCAGUUGCAUAUAGUACAUUCGGAUUAAUUGCAGGAUUAUUGUAUGAUAAAGAUGAUUCUAGGUGGUUGUCCAUAGUAUUAGUUAUUCAAAAGAUAUUUGAGAUAGCCUGUAUCUAUUUCCAAACAAUACUUAUCUUACAACAUUCAUCGAACAAAAUUGUCCAUCUUCAAAAUGUCUCAAGGUACAUACCUGUGUAUAAAGUACACUGUGUAUUGUUUACAAUCAAUAUCAUAAUGUGGCUUGUGAAUAGCUACAUGGGAAAAGUGGUAGAUAGUGUUAUGCACAUUGAACAAAGUUUUUAUGGAGAUAAUUACUUGAAAGCAGUAAACGAUGUUGUACUUCCUAUUACAAUCUUUUACAGAUUUCAUACAGCAAUGGAUAUUUAUCAAUUAUACAAAAAUUAUGAAAACUUGCACAAUUCAAGAUGCAAAAAAUGAAAAUAUGAUAUUUUAGAAUGUAUCUAUUAGCCGCUAUAACAGCAUAUCAUUAUAUCAAUUUGAUGACGGUUUUAUCUUGCAAGACAAUAAUUUAUACUGUUAUUAAUUAUUUUACUAAAAAAUGUGUUUUUUUGCUUUUUUUAUCUAGACCUUUGAUUCAUAUUAAAGCAUCAUUAAUUGAUUUUAAAUAACCAAUUUCCAGAACAACAAUAUAUUU